Molecule: messenger RNA, 1624 nt
Organism: Lolium rigidum
Lineage: Eukaryota; Viridiplantae; Streptophyta; Magnoliopsida; Poales; Poaceae
Product: serine/threonine-protein phosphatase 2A activator-like
Exons: 2
Coding region: 1-1170 (389 amino acids)
Biological process (GO): mitotic spindle organization
Cellular component (GO): protein phosphatase type 2A complex; nucleus; cytoplasm
Molecular function (GO): protein tyrosine phosphatase activator activity; peptidyl-prolyl cis-trans isomerase activity
Source: RefSeq, a predicted model, not a curated record
AUGUCCAACCCCGAUUCGACCUCGUCGUCCACCCCGCCUCCCUCCCACGCCGCCCACAUCCACACCCCGCUCUGCCGUUCCUGCGGCGCGCCCGCCGCCGCGCCCACCCCCGCCCCCUGGUCCGGGGACUCCCCGCCGCCCGCCUACCGCCCCAUCCGCAUGCCCGCCAUAAACGCGCCCACCAACACCGCCGCCAUCGUCCUCUCCCCGGUCCCGCAGCCCCUCCCGGUACCCCCCGCCGCGCCGCCCUUCGCCUUCCAGGCCCCCGCCAAGCGCAUCACCUCCCCGGACGACAUCGCCCGCUUCCACGCCUCCACCCACGGCCGCCACUUCCUCGGCUUCGUCGCCUCGCUCUCCGCCUCCGUCCACGGCCGCAAGCUCUCCGACCCGCUCCCGUCCCCGCCCUCCCCCGCGGUCUCCGCGCUCCUCGACCUCAUCUCCGCGCUCUCCGCCUUCGUCGCCUCCACCCCGCCCUUCCCGCACGGCUCCCGCUACGGCAACCCCGCCUUCCGCCUCUGGCACGAGAAGCUCGCCGACUCCGUCACCAACCUCAUCUCCCCAAUCACCGCCACCGCCGCGUCCCCCUCAGCCCUCACCGGCGCCGAGAUCGAGCUCGCGCCGUACCUGCUCGACUCCUUCGGCAACGGCUCCCGCAUCGACUACGGCACGGGGCACGAGACCAACUUCGCCGCCUUCCUCUACUGCCUGGCGCGCCUCGGGCUCAUCACCGAGGACGACUACCCCGCCGUCGUGCUGCGGGUGUUUGCUGCCUACCUCGACCUCAUGCGCACGCUGCAGGACACCUACCUGCUGGAGCCUGCGGGGUCGCACGGCGUGUGGGGGCUAGACGAUUACCAUUUCCUGCCCUUCGUAUUCGGGGCUGCGCAGCUCAUCGAUCACAAGUACAUGAAGCCCAAGUCCAUCCACAACCCAGACAUCUUGGACAACUUCUCCAAGGAGUACAUGUACCUGGCGUGUGUCAUGUAUGUUAAGAAGGUCAAGAAGGGGCCCUUCGCCGAGCAUUCGCCCAUGUUGGAUGAUAUCAGCGGCGUGCCGCACUGGAAGAAGGUCAACAGCGGGCUGCUCAAGAUGUACAAGGCUGAAGUGCUGGAGAAGGUGCCCAUCAUGCAGCAUUUCCUCUUUGGGUCACUCAUCAAAUGGGAGGAUUGAGGCUGAUAAUCUCUGUGCGUCGAGGCCAAUCUCCAGGGCACGCACCAUGCUCUGCAAGCAACCAAGUACCACCCUCCUCCGUGAUGCAAAGACUGAUGUACAGCGAUGCUGCUCCAUGCCAGUAGCAGACAGACCUAUAGACGUUAUCUUUCCAUCUAUAGCGCCAUGGGCUGCUGGUUACGAGAUGUGUGCUUUCUGCAGCUAGUGCAGUGUAGUGUUCUCAUCAUCACGCUGCUAUCUAUGUUGCUUGAAUUCUUGGACCUGUCCCUAUUCGCCUUGCAUUUCCUGAGGACAAGCUAGUAGUAUGUAGCAGUACCAUUGAAUAACACCCUUCGUUGCGUUGAGGCUUUUGAUGUAGAUGACUGGAGCGAAACAGUUUCUCCGUUGUGUUUCCCGUGACUGCUUACGCCAAAGCUAACCCAGGCAGCUGCGUGUAAAGCUGUGUUUUACCUAA